Messenger RNA from Zingiber officinale, 2935 nucleotides. RefSeq lists its product as uncharacterized. The record is from RefSeq and is a predicted model, not a curated record. The transcript has 11 exons. NCBI's taxonomy places the organism in Eukaryota, Viridiplantae, Streptophyta, Magnoliopsida, Zingiberales, Zingiberaceae. Gene Ontology annotation, biological process: proteolysis. Gene Ontology annotation, molecular function: cysteine-type peptidase activity. Bases 2297 to 2878 code for a protein of 193 amino acids.
UUUGCGUCUGUCAAUAGGUGUAGGAAGUUUGUGGGCUUAAAGGCAAACCUUCUCUGUUCUAUCUUCUCUGCACAUGCCUCCUUUUCAGUUUAUUAAUUGAAGCCUAAACGAGUUCUACACUCUAUCACUUGAGCGUAAAAUGCACUUAAAAAACUCAUGCGAGCUUAGGUGCAUUUUGUAUUUUUCCACAGUGAGUGAACCAGGGAAGAGACUUUUCUUUGUAAGCAAUCUCAUCUUCAAACGCUAGGAACAAGAUGUUUUGUUAGAUUGAAACUGGGGUGUUGUCAACGUUGCGUUGCAUAACAAAUUGAUGGUGUCUUUGUUGCUGGGAGUUACUUAAUCAGAAAGAUACGCAUCACUGGAAGCAGCUGGUUCUGAAUUAAUUCAUACAGCUCGAUCGGCUGGUAAGUUGCUCCAGCGAUGGAAGAAACUUGUGCUUGGCUGGUUUGGUCGAGCUCCUAAGGAGCUACAAGCACAAUUAUGGGUCAUCUUCAUGAAUUCGCUGGCUGCUAUUGAUGAACAUGGAUCAACAGGAAAAGAAAAAUGCAUCCUAAAAAACAGCGAAAAAUAGCAAAAUAUGAUGAGCCACGUGUAGUUGAGGACACCGAACUACACCAAGAUGUUGAUGGGUUAGCCACUGCAGAGCUACGAGGAGAAACUGAAAUAGAAGAACCUUCUAUUCCUGGGCAAAAGAAGACUCGGGGGCCUACAUCAAUGUGCAGACUUAUUGCUGCUGCAAGAUGGGGAAAAAAGUCGACGAUUGAAUAUGAUGACAUGGGACAACCUGUGUACAAUGAAAAUGUGAAGGCACUACAAUCUUUCAUAGGCUCUAUUGUUAGAUCCAUGGUGCCAAUUAACAUAAAGUCAUGGCCCACUAUUCCAGAGAACAUGAAACAGAAAGUGUGGGAAGAAAUAUCGAAUGUCUUCGACUUAGCACCUUAAAGCGAGGCGGCAGUGAUGAGUUCAGCAGGCCAGAAAUGGAGAGACUUCAAAAACAAACUCAACAGUAGGUUUGUCUGGCCAUAUAGAAAUAAUCCUGAAAAACUGAGGUCACCACUGGAGCAGUAUCAGAUCCCAUCUGCAAUUUGGAAAGCUUUUGUCGAUGAGAGGCUACAUCCAUCUUGGGAGGUCACUCAUGAAAAACAAAAGGAACGGACGAGCCAUUGCAAGUAUCAUCACAAAAUGUCUCGCAAGGGUUACAUUGGCUUGGAGACUGAAUUGAGGCAGAGAAAAAUAUUCAGGGAGGAUGAGGAAGUUGAUAGGUCAUUACUUUGGCGUAAGGCCCGUGAGGACAAAUUCGGAAACAUCACAAAUACAGAGACUGCUGAAGUUGCUGAAAAAAUUGACGAUUUGUUGGACAAGAAAAAGAGGGGAGAGUUCAUAUCUUCUGGAAGCAAUGACGUAUUAACUACUCAUUAGGGAGCCAAGAACAUUACGGAAGGGUUAGAGGUGUAGGGGGAUUUGUGAAGCCCCAAGUCUACUUCAAAAGUCCAAGGAAGAAGAGGGAGUUGGUGUUAAAGGCUUUGGCUGAAAACUUCAAAGAGCAAGCGGAGGAAACAAAGAGUUUGAAAGCUGAAGUUGAAAAACUCAAGGCACUUCUUGCUCGAUUUAUGCCAGAAACAAGUGAUCGAGUUUCUGAACGUGUAGCAUCUAACAAGUCAUCGCACAUGGCAGUUCAAAGAUUGGAAGAUGAUGUGGAAGUUUUUGAAUGUGGCAGUUCAUUCAAUGAGGUUUUAUAUUAUAUUUGGUACAUUAAAUUUGUUUCCUAGCUUUAGAUAUUAAAACAUAAUAUCUUAUUGUUCAGGGGAAAAAAAUGUCAUUUGGCUCUGAAGAAUAAGGGGAAUGUGGUGGCAUAUGGCAUGAUAGUAUCUGACGGAGACCCAAAUGUUAUGUUGCACAAUGCUCCACUUGGGGAAGGCAACUUAAAGGUGUCUGUUGAUGUUGUUUUACAGGAGGAAGCGGAGCUUCCAAUUCCACUUAAGUCGGGACCAACAGUAAUGGUAGAUACUGUUGGAACUGUGGUUGGCUGGCCAAAAGAAUUGGUGACAUUUCCAACGACAAAGGUAUUUUCAGUUCACUUUUCUAUUGCUAUAGUUAUAUAUUUUGCUACAAUUAUUUAAAAUUACAGAAAAAGGAGAAACCUGCACCACCAUUUGCUAUUUUGGAGGUUCCUGAUGAGAAAAAUAAAUUCAAGGAAGUUGAAAGUUCUCUACCAAUGCCAUGCAAGUUUUUGUAUUCUUAUGUUGUUAGGCUGAUGACUGAGUAGGAGACCAUUCCUAUCGAAUUUGAUGAAGCCAUGUUUGGACGUAAUGUGAGUACAUCGUUGUUGAGAGAGGAUGUCAUGCGCUGUAUGGAAAUGAGAGAGAUAGGGUCCAGGCAAAUUUUGGUUUACAUGGGUUACUUGUACAAGUACUUAAAGGAAACAAACAGGGCUGAGUAUGUGUCGUUUGUGGAUCCCAACAAAAUACCAGCCACUCAAGAUGGCAGUACCUCUUCACAACACAUUGCUAAUCAGUUGAAAGCAUCAAACGGAGACAGCAUAUGCCUUAUCCCAUACAACACUGGGUACCACUGGAUCUUGACCGUUAUAAACGAGGACAAAGAUACAAUUUAUUUGUUGGACUCAAUGGGUAAUAGGAACCGAGAUAACGCUUGGAAAACUACAGUGUGCAAUGGAGUGAGGACGUACCUUUGUAUGAGGGGUAAUCCAAAACGACCAACUUUCAAACAGUUGACGGGUAAUCUAAAACAACAAGGUUGUGUUGAAUGUGGAUAUUGUGUCAUGCAGUACAUGAAAGAGAUUGUUGAAUGUGAGGAUCUACAGUUGGAGAGGAAGUUUGCAGGUUGUGUGAAGAACCAGUACUAUACGCAGACAUAAUAUGAUGAAGUGAGAAUUGAAUGGAGUGAAUUUGUGUACUCGUUCUUGGAGUGAAUU